CAAGAGGACUGCGUUGUCCUUGGCCUGGCGGUGGUGGUAGUCGGCGACCCGGCGGGCGAGGAAGCGGCCCUCGACAUCGGCUGUCGAGGCCGACCACACGCCCGAGUCAAUCUCGUCGACCAGCGUAAACUCUGACAUGCUGACUGAUGGGUUGUGUCGCGAGUAGCGAGCGCUACGAAGCCUUGCAUUGCGGGCGCCUACAGGCUACGAGUCCCUUUUCACUUGGCGCGUCCUGGCCGCCGCCCAGUCGACUCCUUUGUUCGACGUUGAUGGGCGCAGCUGCUCACGACAAAGCAGCGGUUUGUGCAUCGUGGUAAAUGCUCGCUCGGGCCAGUGAUGUCACCGCAUAACCGCGCCCUUGCCGCAUAACCGCGCGGCACAAUGCAUCGCACGGCCGUCUAUGACGCCGAUAGAGAGGCGACGUAGCACGUACGAAGUACAGUACAGACGUCGAUCGUCUUUGUCGUCGAGAGUAACCGUCGAUGAGCCGUUCUGAGACGACUCGCCCGCCGUAGCACAUGGAGCGCCAGGGACACGCGACCGUACGACGUCGGUGAGGCCAGCGGAGACGGGCUCGACGUCGACUGCGGACAUUCCAAUGCGAGGCGUUUCACGUCAAUGGAGCCGUGGCGGACGCCGCCUGCGCCGAUGCGGAGGGGUGGGCCCGGGGGGGUCGCAGAGGGACUGAUGGGACCCGACCUUGCCGACCGUUCAUUGUGCAUCCAUUCAUGGGUACCCGCCCGUAGCGCUUACGGAGGGCGCUAAGGCAGGUACCUGUGGGCGUUGGCGGACGCAUCCACACGGCGCCAUUCGCUCGCCGACGUUUCAAGAUGUCUGGCUGUGCGAGUCGCGAUUGACAGAUGACGCCACAAUGGCCGUAGCGGCGACUGGAGAGAGAGAGGGACAAUUGAGCGUGCGACAGGACCGACUGACCUCUUCGCGUCGAUCGCAGAGGGAGCAAAGUCUCGUUUGGCGGACGGACGCACGACGCACGGCUCGAACCAACACGGUCAGACGAAGAGCCGGCAUUAGCAGGCAGCGCACGGUCGACGGUGCUGGGGCGGCCAAUCAAGGGCGGGAACCCCUGACGCUGGCGCAGGCCCCUGCCCUGCCCUGUCCUGCAAAUGCGCCGCGUUCAGCGGGAGGGGCGGGGCCUUUUCCAUGAGGUACAGUGGGUGGUUCCACCCCAAGUGUUGGGGUGCCUCUCCGGGGCUGCUGCAGCACCAAUCGCUGGCGCUAUCCCGGCCAGGGUCACCACACAGCAUGACAGGCAGAUAGAUUGAUGGGGGCAUCCAUGCCUCAUUCCAUCUCCCUCUCGCCAACCCCCCCCUUUCGUCCAUCCCCAUCCAUCCAUCCAUCCCUCGCUCGCUGAUGGUGCUUGCUUGUCGGGUGCUGGCUCAAUCGACAUUGUCGCCAUUGUCGGGCCUCGCCAUCACGUUUUCUUUUCCGCGCUGCCAUCAUCCCACGCUCAUUCCAGCAUUUACACAACGCCGCUCGUUGAAACCUCCCCCCCGCCACCCGCGAGCGCGUUCCUACGCACUCUGCACGAUCUGCACGGGACUGCCGCGACAAGUCCCCUCUCUCCCUGCAGGGAAGAUCACGCAUCUCGUCUCCUCCGUGGUCUGCCGUCGUUUCGCAGCUGCAUUGGCGUAGUACCAAUCGCCACCUAGACGACCACCUCACGUUCUUCCCUCGUUGCCUCUCGAGACCUGCCAUGCCACUAUCGUAGGACCAACCCCGUCACCAUCAUCACCCUCGUUCAACAACAAUUGGAUUUCCCUCAACGCAUCAAGUCUCUCCCCAUCGCCGUCACUCGCAGGCGAGACGACGCAUGACGGCCGGACCGCUCACUCAUCACGCUCACUCACUCACUCCCCCCCCUCUCUGUCUCCUCGUUCAGACAGAGAGACACACAUAACGACCACAACCACCACCACAAGCCUCGACACGCCGGCCGCUGUCACCCAUCAUGGGCUGCCUCAGCCACAGCAGGAAGCAGACGAAGCAGGAGUUCACCGACCACAAAUGGGACUACAUCAACCUGGCCGACUUCAAGGCAAAGGGCUGCGGCCCGGGCUUCGUCUACGGCUACCUGUGGUUCUCGCUCAUCCUCUCCAUCGCCGUCUACGGCGUCGACAGCUUCACCGCCGUCAACCUGCUCGCCUUUGACCGCUGGUCCUCCAAGAUCAAGCCCGCCAUCCCCCUCGACGUCUCCAAGUGGAUCUUCUCGGGCUGCAUCAUCGCCUCCUUCGUCAACCUCGCCUACGAGGGCGUCCGCGCCUUUCGCGUCAUGCGCCGCCGCAACGUCGCCGAGUGCUACAUGGACAGCCUCGCCGCCCGCUGGGAGUCGAUCCGCCUCGGCAAGGGCCAGGGCUGGCGCCGCUUCCUCGUCUUUGCCGAGCUGACCAAGUCCAAGAAGGGCGCCGAGUACAUUGCCCUCUUUACCUACUUUAGCUUUCAAUCGUGGAUCCGCGUCAUCGUGUGCUCCGGCCCGCGUCAGGUCGUCAACGCCCUGACGCUGCGCUCCGUCUACGUGGCCAAGCUCACCCCCACGGCCAACAGCGUCGAGGGCUCCAUCGUGGGCUUCUUCGACAAGAUCAAGUCGCUCGCCGAGGAGGACUACCAACAGGCCGUCAUCCUCUCGGGCAUGUGCUUCACCCUCGUCAUCUGGGUCUUCUCGGCCCUCUACCUCCUCUCCGCGGUGCUCUUCUACGUCUUCUUCCUCUUCCACUGGAUCCCCCGCGACGACGGCGGCCUCACCGGCUACUGCGAGCGCAAGACCAACAAGCGCCUCACCAGCAUCGUCACCACAAAGGUCAACAAGGCCCUCGCCAAGAGCCAGGCCAAGCGCGAAAAGGCCGACGCCCUGGCCAUGCGCAACGGCGAGAAGCCCCACCUCGACCGCGCCGCCACCCUGCCCGUGCUCCCGGACGUCGGCCUCGGCGGCAAGGAGGACAGCCUGCCGCAGAUGCCCAUGCUCGGCCGCAACGAGACCACCACCACCCUGCCGGCUUACACGUCGCGCCCCGGCACGCCCAACAGCUUCGAGCUCACGGCCAUGGACCAGAAGCGGCCCGUGCCCUCGCGCUCUGGCACUUCAGGCUCGUCGUACUCGUCACGAGCGCCCCUCAUCGGCGCCGCCGCCGACAUGGGCUACGGCCGCGCGUCCCCGGAGCCGCCCCGGAUGCCCGACCUCGACUUUGGAGGCCCCGUCGCGCCGCCGUCACGCACGGCCACGGCUGGCUCGCAGCGCAGCUACCGUCCGGGGUACGGCCCGCCGCCGGGGAGCGCGGGCUCGAUGCGCAACUGUACCGCGACCCCCGCACCAAUGGACGCGGACAUGGCCUCGUACGGCCCAACAAGGACGCCCACGUCACGCUCCAUCAACGCGUACGGAGGCAACCCUCCGGCCGCGCGGUCGUACGACGCCUACAACCCAGAGGCCCGGACCUACGACGCAUUCGACGGCCGAGCUUCCCCGGCGCCCGCCACGUAUCGCGCGGGGACGCCUGCGUCGGCGUCGCGUGCCCCGCCGCCAAUGGGCGCGCCGCAGCAGCCCAUGAGGAGCCUGACGGGCCAGCUUCCGCCGCGCGGGCCGCCCCCGCAGAGGAACAUGACGGCGCCCGUACGACCUGGUGACUUUGAGCCGCCGGCGAGGACAGGCACCGCGCAGAGCAUGCGAGGGCCACCGCCGAGGCAGGGCGGACCGGGCGGGCCGCCGAAUCAACAGCGGGGGUACGGGUACGAUGGAGGUUAUGGGUUCUAGCGUUUGGCCAAGGAGUUGCGUGUGCACAUGUACAUUUCGAUACCCAUCCGGAGAUGGACCGCAAUUUACCUUUUCUGUUGCUGCGCUGAUGACUUGACUUGCUCGCAUGAUGGCGCGAUGCUGUGGCGCUAGCGCGGGGGUGUCCGGCGACUGCCAGUGGACGGGGCGUGGAUGAUGGUAUGAUUUGUAAGUAACUAACUAACCUGCCGCCGUCCCCGUCCGGACCGCCGCAUGUCGACCCAAGGGCGAGCUUACCCGUCCGUCCUUGCCGUCCGUCCUCUCUGGGCAUAUAUACAUGC
This is a messenger RNA of Purpureocillium takamizusanense, 4065 nucleotides long. RefSeq names its product Potassium transporter (gene KCH1). Gene Ontology annotation, molecular function: potassium ion transmembrane transporter activity. The transcript has 2 exons. Lineage: Eukaryota; Fungi; Ascomycota; Sordariomycetes; Hypocreales; Ophiocordycipitaceae. Gene Ontology annotation, biological process: potassium ion transmembrane transport. The record is from RefSeq and is a predicted model, not a curated record. Gene Ontology annotation, cellular component: plasma membrane. Bases 1970 to 3766 code for a protein of 598 amino acids.